Molecule: messenger RNA, 2852 nt
Organism: Chondrus crispus (carragheen)
Lineage: Eukaryota; Rhodophyta; Florideophyceae; Gigartinales; Gigartinaceae
Product: WD40-repeat containing protein
Exons: 3
Coding region: 1-2685 (894 amino acids)
Molecular function (GO): protein binding; ADP binding
Source: RefSeq, a predicted model, not a curated record
AUGUCUUUGGGGAAAGAUGCCAACGUAGGGCGGCUGAUUGAGCAACUGUGUAUAGCCGUAGAGGCGUCUGGUGGCAACCAGGCGGCUGGGAAAAUGCGAGAGCAAAGCGAGUUGAGCAGGGUACUGACCAAGAUGCGAGCAUGGUUCAACACACGUGUAUGUCUGUUCAUUAUUGAUGAUGUGUGGGCCAUGAAUGGUAUAGAUGCGUGUAUUCUGCAGAAGUUAUCUAUUCUCGCUGACACAGCGGGAGACAGCCGAGAGAGGAGCAGACUUCUGUAUUCCACGAGGGACUCAGAGCUGAAACAGGUCGGUAAGCGAGUGACUUUCGAGCCGAGGGAAAGGGAAGGGAGCGAUUCAGUUCACAUGCUCAUGCUUGCUAGCGGGGCGAACCCGGAGGAAGCGAAUGAUCCGAGAUUCAAAGAGGCCGUGAGGGAAAUAUUGAAAUUGUGUGCUGGUUUGCCGCUGGCUCUGAACGUAGCCGGGACGAGUGUCAGUGAGAGUCCAAGGGAUGGGUAUUUGUUGUCGUUAGACGCGACAUUACAUGCGUCACUAGAGAUUGUGGAGUCCGGCAUGGGGAGCGAUGCGGAGAGGUUAGGUCAGUUUUCGUUUCGAAAGGUACAUCGGAGUCUGUGUGUUAUGAAGAAGCAAGACGGGAUGCCUUUGUCGUUGGUAAGAGAGUUGUGGGAGAUGGACUACGAAUCGGCUGAAAAGUACGCGAAGCAGAUGGAAAGGGUUGGAUUAGUAGACCUUCAUUACGACAAGGAUUGUGGGUGGGUACGGAUGCAUGAUCUGACGCACGAUUUUGCGGUGCAGGAGGCGCAGAAGGAGGACAGUGUAACGUUCUGGUAUAAGAAGUUGGCAGAUGUAUGCAGGCAGGGAGGAGGACUGCUUGCUAUGACUACGAGCGAGGGCAGAGAGAGCAAGGAUGCAAGAGAGAAGUAUGUUUUCGAGAAUAUAUAUCGCGUUCUGAAACAGGGCGGGUGUGUGGAGGAGCUGAAGAAUCUAUUCUUGAGUGCACGAUGGGUGAAGGCAGUGAUACAGAGAGGAAGUGUGUGGCAAUACGAGGAAGCUGUAAAGGAUCUAAAUAGGCUUUUGGGGAACACGGGAGGAAGCGAGAGCCUUUUAAGGGAUACGGGAGAAGAAGAUUCGGUGUAUGCGAUGGAAUUGAUGAUGAGAGCUGCACGACUGAGUGUACCUUUUUGUGGUGAAAGCAGUGCAGGGAUUUACUUUCAACUGUACGGAAGAAUCAAGCACAGGGCAUCAGAAUUAGGUAGCGUGCAAAGGAUACUCGAGGAAAUCGAGGAACACGCGCCACGGCCAUGGGUGCGGCCUGUGAGUGAAUGUGUAGGGCGAGCGGGAGGAAGUUUGGUGGAGCAUAUUGUGCUUCCGAAUACUCCGAUUACCGUUUACGAAGUCGGCAUGGACUCAACGGGUGGCGUGUAUGGACACUAUUCGAACCCGGGCGACACCAGGAUCACAGUUUUCACACAGUCUCCGGACAAGGAAAUGAAGAUGACUGAAUUAAGCAACGAUUUUGGAACGGGGAGCCGAAAAUUAACGUGCGGUUGUGUCAGUAUGAGCAAACGCUAUGCAGUUAUCGGAUAUGAUGAUGGGACACUACAGUUCUGGAGUGUAUCGGAAAAGAAAGUGUUGUGGAGUGUCUGCGGUCAUGAAUCGCGGGUGUGUAGCGUUGCGAUGAGUGGUGAUGGAAAACGUGCAGUAUCUGGAUCGAAUGACGAGAGCGUACGAGUUUGGGACGUGGACACAGGACUGCAAAUCGGCGACGCAUUAACUGGACACACGGAGGUGGUGGUGGUGUAUAGCGUUGCGAUGAGUGGUGAUGGAAAACGUGCAGUAUCUGGAUCCCGGGACGGGAGCGUACGAGUUUGGGACGUGGACACAGGACUGCAAAUCGGCGACGCAUUAACUGGACACACGGGUGGGGUAGCGAGCGUAGCGAUGAGUGGUGAUGGAAAACGUGCAGUAUCUGGAUCCUGGGACGAGAGCGUACGAGUUUGGGACGUGGACACAGGACUGCAAAUCGGCGACGCAUUAACUGGACACACGGGUGUGGUGUCUCACGUUGCGAUGAGUGGUGAUGGAAAACGUGCAGUAUCUGGAUCCCGGGACAGGAGCGUACGAGUUUGGGACGUGGACACAGGACUGCAAAUCGGCGACGCACUAACUGGACAGACGGGUCCGGUGACGAGCGUUGGGAUGAGUGGUGAUGGAAAACGUGCAGACAAGAGCGUACGAGUUUGGGACGUGGACACAGGACUGCAAAUCGGCGACGCACUAACUGGACACACGGGUCUGGUGACGAGCGUUGGGAUGAGUGGUGAUGGAAAACGUGCAGUAUCUGGAUCCUGGGACAAGAGCGUACGCGUUUGGGACGUGGAGAAAGGGAGUACAGUUCAUCUCGGAAAGUUGAAGGACUGGCGAGAUAUCGUGGAGAGAUUUCUGAAUGCAGAAAACUUACGUGCCGUCUCUCGCACUGGACAUAGGCACAAAAGGCUCAAAGUUUUUGAGAGCGGGGGGAAUAUUGUGCAUGAGCGAGAGAAUGGCUCUGAGGCUGUUUUGGCGCAGCUGGAGAUUCCGGUAAAUCGGUGGGAGGUAGACGAUAAUCAUGGGGUCUUUGUUGCAGCGGCCGGCAAGCGGGUGGUUAUUAUGAAGCUAGUGGUCUAGGUGUGUAUAGGUCUAGGUGUGUAUACUCUACUUCCCUUGUCCUCUCGGCCAGACACAGACGCUUCUAUUGUACGGUACGUGGUGGCACCUGUGGUGGGGAUAGCCUGUUUGGUUUUUUUACAUGUAAAGUCUUGAGAAUUCCGGUUUAUUGACCGCGUCGUCUGGAA